Acipenser ruthenus (sterlet) is the source of this 9825-nucleotide messenger RNA. Its product is annotated as protein strawberry notch homolog 2-like. The transcript has 32 exons. Bases 1039 to 5442 code for a protein of 1467 amino acids. Gene Ontology annotation, cellular component: nucleus. Gene Ontology annotation, molecular function: chromatin DNA binding; histone binding. The record is from RefSeq and is a predicted model, not a curated record. Gene Ontology annotation, biological process: regulation of DNA-templated transcription. NCBI's taxonomy places the organism in Eukaryota, Metazoa, Chordata, Actinopteri, Acipenseriformes, Acipenseridae.
UAGCAUUUCUUUAGCACUGCGAGGAAGGUCUCUGAAUCAAACCAUUGUUCGAGCACAUAGGUCUCUUUUUGGUUGAAAUAUUAGCCAUUCUUGUCCUAGUUCAAUGGGACUAUAAAUAGCAGGAACACAUUGUACAAAGCAAGCCGUUUGUAGCAUUUGUUGGCUCAUACUUUUCUCGCAGAUGAAUGUGAUACGCCAGACGCAGACAGCUAAAGCUGUGCAGAUUCACUCCGACCAGGCAUUAUCCGACCGUGUGAUUUCAGGUCGCAGCCGCAUGAGAAAAGGCUGCACGACUUUCCAAAAAAGACGCAUAACGCAAGAGUGCGGAUAACGUAAUUCCGAGUCUGAAGAAUAUAAAGCAACCUUUUACCCUCAAAUCAGUAAUUUUGUAGUUCAUAUCGGGAACAAUAUUUUAGAUAUCAACAAUUCUCAAUAUAUUUUUUUUAUAUCACAAAAAAAUUCUUGCUAUCAAAAAUAGUAACUUAUAUUUUGAUAUAUGAAAUGUAAAGUUUUUAAUAACAACAUGCAGAACGGUUCAUAUCGGAAAUUGAUAACUACAGGUUGGUUUAUACUUCCGACUGCGACCCGAGUUUUGGUCUCCAGUCAGUGGUCUCCUAUCCUUCUGGUGCACCCGUAGACGUGUCUGCGUUGAUGCAUGGCUUUUGUCUGCGUUGAAGUAUAAUUCUUGCGUGUCUCAGCAGCUCGCUCGCUUUGCAAUCCUGUCCUCUCCAAAGCGGACAGGCACGCUCUGCCGGGAGGGGUAGUGACGUCACAGCAACGGAAGUCUGUUUACCAAUUCAAAAUGGCGUCCUCAAUCAGGAAGUGAAGAAAAUAAUCCGAAGGGAAAAAAAACACAAAUAAAUCCACGAUUCGAACAAGUAAACCUGUUUUUAUCAACGAGGACGCGUUUCGAAGGAGACCAGGAGCACUACCAGCUACGUUUUAUAAAGGUCAUGGGUGGCAAGAAGCCUGUCUAGAUAAAGACUUCAUUAUCCCUUUGGAAGGCCCUCACUCAGCCGCGAUGCAUCGGACAGCCUAAUGCUCUUGGUCUCUACACAUCCUGUCAUGGACGGGGAGAAUUACCUGCACCCAGAGGGACCCCUACUAGACAGCCCGAUGUUCAGCCUGUCAAACCCUUCACUUCUCCCCACAGCAAUGGAGAACCAUAUGUCUCCAUCUAGUUCGUGGGCCACGUUCUCCUCACAUCAGGCUACAUAUAACUUGCACUACCCUAUGCAAUCUGGAAACCAGCAAUAUUUUAAUACCACUUCAGAGAUGCCCAUGGAAACGUUCAGUCCGCACCAUUUCCAAGACGGGGAUUUAAACCUCACCAGCCAUGUGAGAAAUGGAGACUUUUCUCAGGACCUUUCGUACUUCGAGGAAUUAUCCAACAACUCCCUGUUCUCUUCACCCACCGACUCCCUGUCUGAGUACGCCGAUAACCAAGGCUUCCUCAACUCAGACAGCCUGAACCAAGUGCCAACGAUAUGGGACGUGAGCACGCCGUCGCAGCCCCCAGAGCUGAACCCCAGCAGGUUUCAAGGUAUAAACAGUUUGGAAGAACUCUCUGCCAUCAUCAACGCUCCUCCUCUCGGAGGCUACCAGAUACCCCCCCAGCCGAUAGUGGAGGAGGAAGAGGAGGUUGACAAUGAAGAGGCCGAGGAAAUGGGACACGCAGAGACCUACGCAGACUACAAACCAUCCAAAUCUACGAUAGGAAACUCUCACCCAGAUAUCGUGGUUGAAACAAGCACAUUAUCCAGUGUACCCCCUCCGAAUAUUACAUAUACUGUCUCCAUCCCUGACAGUACAAUAAACAACGGGCUACUGUCUGCACUGCAGCUGGAGGCUAUCAUAUAUUCAUGCCAGCAACAUGAGGUGAUUUUGCAGAAUGGGCAGAGAGCAGGCUUUCUGGUGGGGGACGGAGCCGGCGUGGGCAAGGGCAGGACCGUGGCAGGCAUUAUUCUCGAAAAUUACUUAAACGGAAGAAAGAAAGCACUGUGGUUCAGUGUCUCCAAUGAUCUAAAGUACGACGCAGAGCGAGAUCUCAAAGAUAUUGAUGCUCCAAAUAUCCCUGUGCAUGCCUUAAACAAGAUUAAAUACGGUGACACAGCUACCUCAGAAGGAGUGCUGUUUGCGACAUACUCUGCACUGAUUGGAGAGAGCCAGGCAGGGGGGCAGCACAGAACAAGACUAAAACAGAUCCUGGACUGGUGUGGGGAGCGAUUUGACGGAGUCAUUGUGUUUGACGAGUGUCAUAAAGCCAAAAACGCCACGUCGACGAAAAUGGGCAAGGCUGUUCUGGACCUUCAAAACAAGCUUCCUUUAGCAAGGGUGGUCUAUGCCAGUGCCACAGGUGCCUCUGAGCCAAAGAACAUGAUCUACAUGAGUCGACUGGGGAUCUGGGGGGAUGGCACCCCCUUCAGGACGUUCGAGGACUUCCUUCACACCAUUGAAAAAAGGGGUGUGGGUGCGAUGGAGAUCGUAGCCAUGGAUAUGAAAGUGAGCGGGAUGUACAUCGCCCGGCAGCUCAGCUUCGCUGGCGUCUCCUUCCGGGUAGAGGAGAUCAGCCUGGACAAAGAAUACAUGUUGGUCUACAACAAAGCAGCACGUCUGUGGGCUGAAGCCCUGGCUGUGUUCCAGCGAGCUGCUGACCUGCUGGGGUUGGAAUCGCGGAAGUCCCUGUGGGGCCAGUUCUGGUCGGCACACCAGCGAUUCUUUAAAUACCUCUGCAUAGCAGCCAAGGUGCGCCGCCUGGUGGAGCUGGCAAACAAGGAGCUGGCUGACGGCAAGUGCAUCGUGAUCGGUCUGCAGUCCACUGGGGAAGCUCGAACCCGCGAGGUCCUGGAUGAAAAUGACGGGCGCCUGAACCGAUUCGUGUCUGCGGCAGAGGGAGUGUUUCAGUCGCUGGUACAGAAGCAUUUUCCAACUGAGAAAAGGAAAAGGGAGAAGGGGCCGGCAAAUAAAAGGAAACGUAAACCCAAGGGGCGGCAGACGAAGUUCCUGAAGCACUGCACUGAGAUUGGGGGUGUGAUCAACAUCAGCGAUGACAGCAGCACGGAGUCUGACGUCAUGGACAGUGACUCUAACUCCUCCCCCGACUCCCUCCACGACAACGAUGAUGUCAUUUUUGUCGACCACAUUAACUGUUAUGCUGCAAAACUACAAGAAAUGAAGCAAGACCUUCUGAAUAAGAUUGCAGUGCUGGGACAAGAACUACCUCUGAAUACCCUGGAUGCGUUGAUAGACAAGUUAGGCGGACCCGAAGGUGUGGCGGAGAUGACCGGGCGGAAGGGCCGUGUGGUGCGGAUGCCGGACGGCAGCGUGCGCUACGAGUCUCGAGCAGAGCAGGGCCUGUCCAUCGACCACGUGAAUAUCAAGGAGAAGGAGCGCUUCAUGUCAGGAGAGAAAUUUGUAGCAAUAAUCUCGGAAGCAGCCAGCUCUGGGAUCUCAUUACAGGCUGACAGGCGGAUAAAGAAUCAAAGGCGGAGGGUCCACAUGACCCUGGAGCUGCCCUGGAGCGCAGACCGAGCCAUUCAGCAGUUCGGUCGGACUCACCGCUCCAAUCAGAUCAAUGCCCCCGAGUAUAUCUUUCUGAUCUCCGAGCUGGCGGGGGAGAGGAGAUUUGCGUCCAUCGUCGCCAAGCGGCUGGAAAGUCUGGGUGCCUUAACCCACGGAGACAGAAGGGCGACGGAGUCGCGAGACCUGAGCAAGUACAACUUUGAAAACAAGUAUGGUACCAGGGCUUUGGAUAAGAUUAUUAAAGCCAUUAUGGGGCAGAUUGAGAGCAAGGUGCCGACUCCUAAAGGUUAUCCCGGUGGAGACGCCAUGUUCUUUAGAGACAUGAAGCGUGGACUGAUGGACGUGGGAAUUUUCUGCAGAGAACCCCGAUUUGGAGUCGGCGUCGAGAAAGACUGUAGCAUCACAAAGUUCCUGAACCGCAUCCUUGGCCUGGAAGUUUACAAGCAGAACUCCCUCUUUCAGUACUUCACUGACAACUUUGACUACCUGAUCGAGAAGGACAAGAAAGAGGGCAAAUACGACCUGGGAAUCCUGGACUUGGCACCAGGGAACGAUGAGAUCUACGAGGAAACCCAGGAAAAGUUCCUCACUCCAGGAAACCCUCAGGACGGGCAGGUGGUACUCUAUAAGAUCACCGUGGAUCGAGGCAUGAAGUGGGAAGAAGCCUUGAGCAAAUUCGAAAAGCUGACCGGACCUGAUGAUGGCUUCUAUCUCUCAUACAAGUUGAGGGGAACUUACCCCAACGCGCUCCUGGCAGAACAAGGCCGGGGGAAAAACUUCAACCUGUACAAAGCGAACAUCGGGAAGCAGGUCCAGCAUGAGAGCUUGGACAACCUCUUCAAGAGGUACCGCAAGGUGAGCCCAGAAGAAGCCAAAGAUGCCUGGGAAAGUCAGUACAGUUUCUCCCGCCGGAAGUGCAGCCACGCCACUUGGAACGGGGAGUGCAAGCUGAUCCGAGAGGGGAAGGAGUGCUGGCAGGGCAUGCGGCUGCGGCAGUACUACAUGCUGUGCGGGGCGCUGCUGCGCGUCUGGAAGAAAGUGGCCGACGCGGUUUCUGACAUCACCAGCUCCAGCAUCCUGCAGAUCGUCCGACUGAAGACCAAGCAGCACACCAAGCAAGUCGGUAUCAAGAUCCCGGAGAGCUGCAUCGCCCGUGUGCGGGAAGAGCUGACUCAGAUGAACGAGGCGUUGAGGAGGAAAAUCGAGGAGCGCCAGGAGAAGGCCCGUCGGGAGGAGAGGGAGCUGCUGGAGAAGGACUUCCUGGAGAAACUCUACGCUGCUAAUGCCAGUGUCUCCGACUCCCGCGCCACCUCCACCCAGCCCCUCGACCUCUCUCUAACCCAGCCCAUGGUCCUCCACAACCACUACAGCCACAGCCUGGACGUCCUGGACCUCACCAUCAGCCCCAUCCCUCUUCAGGACAGCAGUGCGGGGCUGGGGCUCGAACCCACCAAGGGCAGCGGCUCCUCCAGCUCCGGAAGCACCGCCCCGCAGGGAGAGUUCAGCCUGGAGUCUCUCAUCACGCAGCCCCAGCAGCAGCAGUUGCAGUCAAGCCAAGUCGGCCUCCCGUCUUUGAUCACGCAAAACUUUCCAGGCUUCUCUCUUGAUUCCACCCUGGGCCUCCCUCAGUCUUACCAACUACCCAGCCAGCUGGCUAUCACUGACAGUGCCGCUGCCCCUGCCGCUGCCCCUGCUGCUGCCCCUGGUUCUGCUUCUUCCUCUGCUUCAUUGUCAUUAUCAUCAUCUUCACAGCAGCAGCAGCCAGGCUUCUUGCAGACUCCCCAGCUGUCCAACGGGCAAAGCGAAUUGGACGCCAUCAACUUCCGCGAGGUUUUAGAUAAUAUGUUUCGGACCACCCAGGAAAACCAGCGUCAGUCUGUCAUUCAGUACGGGUUGAUGCCUUUCUGGGAUGACGAUUAAUGCACAGCCCCCCCCCCCCCACCCCCCCCUCCCUCCCUGGUCUGCAACGGUACCACGCUUCAGAUUCACAGCUCAGGCAGGGUUUCCAUGCCUGCCGCUUUGGUUUUUGUAACCUUUUUAAUGUUUGUUUUUUUUAAAAGGCUCUCGGAUAUUGCUGUUUUAACUGCACCACCAAAAUGGAAAAAAAAAAAAAAAAAAAGAUGAAAGGGUCUCCUGUUAUUUUUCAAUGGGAGGAUUUUGUCUUUGGAAAAAAAAAAAAGAGAUUUUGAUUUUAUUUAUAUACUAUAAAUAUAUAUAUAAAGAUAUAUAUGAGACAAGUCAAACCAUUUUGUUUCCAUAUAGCAGCUGUUUAUUCUCUGUUUGUUUGUUUGUUUGUUUAUUUGUUUCUUUUUCAAUGAGAACUCAUCCUAAUGCUUCAGUAGCAGGACACCUUAGUCUCCCCCAACAGUUUCAGUUGGAUUUUGCAUUUAUUUAUAUUAUUUAUUUUAACCACGGAAAAACCUGCGAAGCUUCAUGAAUUGAUGCUCCUCCAUUUUUUUUUCUUUUUUUAGUUUUGUGAUACCCAACUACUAAUACCCAGCAGGGAAUCUGUGUGUCUAGACUUACCUGACCUGGCUGCUGCCUAACUGCCACACUUGAUGCGGUCAUCCCUCCAGCCAUCCCAGCGUUUAUAGAACAGACGAGGUUUCCUGCGUAUUCCAUUCAGUAUUUCCCACUUUACACUUUGUGAAAUCCGAAUAGAACUGGAGUUCACAUUGGAAUAUGGAAAACGCAGUCAUGUCAUCUAAACUGUGAAGACGUCCCAUCUCAGCAUCGGACAAGCAGGACUGUACAGAGCAGAGUAUACAUCGUUGCAGCGACACUCAGAGCUGGUCUAUCCACAGAUGGAAAGAGCAAAAAAAAAAAAAAAAAAACUAAAAGAAAUAAAGUUUUAUAUUUUCAAAUUUUAAAAAGUGGUGUUUUAGGGCAAAGGAAUUUUCUGGUUUGGUUUUAAAGUAAUUUGAAUUAGGCCAAUAGAAAUUUUUUAAAAAGUAAUUUGGUGUGUAUCAAGUUUUUAAUUUCUUUCUUUUAUUGAGCGUGCUACUUUUGUACCUUGUUUCUGUAGUUGGUAUCGCCCAGCCCAGCACACCCACCACCCCCCACCUCCCACCCCUAGUUUACAUCGCUGCAUCGCCCCUAGCUGUCUGCGUCUGCUAUUGCAGCACAUGUUAAAGGAUAAAUAGCCAUAUGCACAGUUCUUUGUAUAGGAUGCUUACCUGACAAAUAGUUUCUUUGCAAAAGUAAUUUGCUUACAUCUCUCUCAUGUGUAGACUAAAAUAGGGUGAAACUUCAUACAACAGAUAUGUAUGAAAAAAAAUUAAAAAAAAAAAGUUAACAUUCCUAAUACAAACUUCAGCUGCAGUGAUGAAAUUUUAAGUUGUGGAAAAAUUUUCAUUUGAAGCUGAAGCCAAGGUAGGGGGGAGUCUAAAGACCAGUAUUACAAUCUUACAUUAAACACAAGCAUGCAUGCAGAUGUUUUGGGACAGCAGCUUUGAAAUUGUACAUAUUGAAUAUGAUUAUUUUUAUUUUUUUUUCCCGUAAGGGGAUGGGUGGAGAUGUUUGUUUUAAUUUAAUGUCCUCAAACCUCAAUGAUCUCCAUUUUAUCUGCAACUUGUUGUAAUCUGGUGUGUUUGUUAAACCGAAUGCAUAUCCUCCUUCUUACGAGAUAGCAAGCCGAUUUCAAGCCAUGUGAAUGCUGUAACUUUCCCAGGGGUUGGAUAAAUGUGAACGUGACCUGCUUUAAAACAGUGCCUUUGGAACAUGCAAAGAAAUGCAGUCUGUAUUGUAUAUGUAUAUUGUGUUUUGCUGUUCAGUGAAAGCAGUUGUAUUUUAUUUAUUAAAAUGAUUAAUAACAGGCUCCCAAUGACCCACCCUUCUGGACAGUACAUACUAUAAACUUGACUAUAGCCAUUGCGGCGAGAUAUUUUAGGGAUCUAUGACGCUGUGGCUUAUAGCUGUCAUUCUGAGUAAGAAGUCAGACACCCAAGUAACAGGCUUCCAUUAACCCUUCCAAAACCUCCGAACUGCUUCAAAUGAUUCAGUAAUGACUCACACAAAUCCUUGGCGAUGUAGUUGAUCUCUUUGCUUAACUGACAGGUUGUGACUCUGGUCUCAACUAAGCACCACUAAAGAGAGCAAUGCACUGUAGCCUCGCCUCCUGAAUGUAUGAUUCUGCUGGAGCCAGAAUGAUACUGGUUAAUUUAACAAAAAUAAUAAUAAUAAUAAUAAUAAUAAUAAUAAUAAUAAUAAUAAUAAAUGACUGAGGGGAGUUUGUGCUCCUCUGUUUAAAUCCAGGGGACUGCAAGCAACCGAUUAAAAGGGAUAGUUUGAACCCUGAGUUUGCACUGCCCCCUGGUGUAAUUAAACAGUACAACAAGAUUGAAUGCAUUGAAUCGGCACAGCAUGUUUUGCAGAGGUCUUGAAGUUUGUUAAUGGAAGCUCUGCUUUUAGGGUUAAUAGCUCUUUCCUCUUGUUAAACCUAAACAAAUAUACAUACACCUUGUUUAGCAAUAAAAUGAACACAUACAGAGAUGCAAAUGAACCACAUUUUAUCCAACUUUAAAAAAAUUAGUAAAUAAACCUCCUCCCUCCCUUUUUUAUAAACUUUGAAACAAGCAAUUUUAAACAGAAUCGACCUGCUGCAUUAACAAAAUAACUUUAUAUAGUAACAAAAAAAAAAAGCUAUGGGUCUUUUUUUUUUUUACACAGAAAAUGAAGACUUGUCCUGUAUUUACGUAAAAUGGGUUAGAAGCAAUGUAUUAUAUUAUAGAUUGUUGUUGUUGUUAUUAUUGUUAUUAUUAUUAUUUAUAUUUAAGGGACUUCUUAGUGGAAAUUGUUUUCUAUUCUGUAGUUAAAAUGUUAUGUCAGGGACUUUUCUAGAAAAAGAAAUACAUUUUAAAAAUAAUUGUAACCUGCCACCAAAUAUAUUGCACUGUUCUGUACUGGUGUACAGAAACGCUGUAUUAAUUUCUCUUUCCUGUUCUUGUAUUUUGAUUAUUAAAAUUAUUAUAAAUACUUUGUGUCCAUAUAGGGCUGUACAGUAUGGAGCUAUACCAAAGUAUUCAGCACCUGAAGUUACCUGGUAUAUUAAAAACUAUCCUUUAUCUCAGGAAUAAAAUUUCUUACAAAAAAAGAAAAAAAAAAAUCUAAAAACAGCGUGGAGGUCAUCCGUGAAGAGGGCUGAAUGAAUGUUCAGCAUUGUGAAUGAAAGAAAAAUACAUGAAUACUGUGUCUUUCUCAAUGUCAAGACUUGAUUUUUAAAAAAAGUAUACAAAUCCUGGGGUUCUAUUUGUUCUUUUUUUUUUACAAUGUUCAGCAGUACUGAAAUAAAACAGAAAUAAAAUGAGACAAACCUUUCAACGAGAAUUGGGUCACUGACACAAAAGAAGCUAUUGGGCAACUAUUUGUCUAAAUGUCGUUGCUGCGUGUUUUUCUGUUUCUUUCUUCAGUACUGCUGUAUGAUUGCGUGUUUAACGUUAUUGAUGUUAUUCAAUGUUUGGUAAAAUAUCUCAAAUGUUUAUGCAUUCUUAGUGUUGGCAGGGGGGGGGGUCGCUUUUAUAAAGAAGAGUAUGUUUAAGUAUUAAUUUAGUUUUACGAUGAAUUGCAAGUGGUUACAUUUAAAGAGCGCAUUUGCAAUUGCUGAAGGGUAGAAGACCUCUUGCAGUUAAAAUGCUGCAUAAUUGAGAAGGGAAAGAAAAUCAAUUCAGCCUUCCAACCCCUAAACGAUUUAACGCCAUGCAGCUCAUUUUAAUGAAUUCAUUUAUUAGCUACAAUUUGAAUUACAUUACAGUUCCAGAAGCAAUAUCCUGUCUGGUUAGUUUACAAUGCAAUGAAUUGUCAUCGCUGGAAUGCAACAGGUUGGGGUAGGACAAGUGAACUACAAGCUUGUGAACCCUUGUUGUACAGAUGACUAGUCCCUUAAUUUAUAUUUCUGUGAACACAGAGAAAAUCGUGCUUUUUUUUUUUUUUCUUUCAGUUGCAUUCGUGUUCCAUUUGUUGCUUAAUAAACAAGUCCUCCACAUCUGUAUAUUUAUAUUUUCAAAUCUGAAAUACUGCAGUAGCACCGUAUCAAGUUUUUCAGGAAAAAUAAAAAAAAAUCUCCUCCAGUAAGCUCCCUACCACUUUUAUUACAUAUCCUCAUUAUUCUAAGUUUAGAUUUUAAUAUUUAGUUUACCAAGAAUGGCAUAAACUUACAAUUUGAAAAACAAAAAAGUGCAUCGUUUUGUUUCUAAGUUUGUGUGUUAUAUAUAUAUAUAUACACACACACACACACAUAACCUGACAGUUCCCCGACAUGGGUGGAUAAAAUCACGUGAAAAUAAACUUAAAAAAAAAAAAAAAAAA